GGAGGCUUGAAGCUGGAACUCAACUGCGACGUAUAGUUGCGAGCUCGCUGCCUUGUUGGAAGAGAAAGUAGAUUCUAGUCGCUCGCCAAUGAAAUCAGUUUCUCAUGGUUUCAGCUUCAAUUCCCACCAAAUACAACCGUUGGGCUCACAUGGAGGAUUUCAAAAUCCCCGCCUUUCUCUCCCCCUCAACCCUCCAAGCCUCCGAGUGUCUCGCAAAAACAGAACCCCUCCAAAUCCAAGGAGAUUGAGUUUGUGGGUAUCUACUGCGAGAGCGCAACAGAAACAUCAUCUCUCCAACACUCAGAACAAUGCGACACAAGACGAAGGCAUCCCCGUCGAUCUCUGCAAGGUUCUGGUGAAGUUCAAAUCCAGAUACAACUACAUCAGAGUGCUUGAAGUUUCUAGGAAGGUCGACCAUCCAUUUGCAGGGUCCAGGCUCCUCUUACUCGACAGUCCAGGAAAUAUACACAGCGUAUCCUUCCUCUACAAGUGUUUCACAAACACUUACUUCGACGUCUUCGCUACAUUCCCACCAAUUCUGCCUUCGGGGCCUUUGGGGAUACUAGGUUUUGGUGCAGGCUCUGCCGCCCGUUUGAUCUUGGAGCUGUACCAGCAAGUGGAGAUUCACGGCUGGGAGCUUGACCCUUCUGUAAUUUCAGUGGCCAGAGAGUAUUUCGGGCUCUCCAAGCUCGAGAAACAGAACCCAGAUAAGCUCUUCAUCUAUGUCGGAGAUGCAUUAAAAGCCAGUCACAGAGAUGGGUUCUCUGGCAUUUUGGUCGAUUUGUUCAGUAAGGGUUGUCUGGUGCCAGAGCUUCAGGAACCGAGUACAUGGGAGAAACUGAAGAGUAGUUUGAGGAAAGGGGGAAGGAUUAUGGUGAACGUUGGUGGGAGUUGUGUGGAGGCCGAGGAUCAACUCAGGGAUGGGAAAUUGGUUAUGGAAGAGUCUCUAAAAGCAAUGCACCAAGUCUUCCCAGGCCAACUGUUUGUUUUGAACCUUGGAAAUCGGAAGGAAGACAGCUCCAUUGCUCUAACUGGUGAAUUACCCGAUCUCAAUGCGUGGAAGCAAAAGCUACCGAAAUCUCUUAAGUUUUAUGUGGAUAUGUGGACUCCUUUUCAUGGAUAAUUUGACUGUUUAGCUUCUUUUAAUUUCAUGGUGAUAUUGAAAUCAAUC
Telopea speciosissima is the source of this 1171-nucleotide messenger RNA. RefSeq lists its product as uncharacterized. The transcript is spliced from 3 exons. Gene Ontology annotation, biological process: polyamine biosynthetic process. Gene Ontology annotation, molecular function: thermospermine synthase activity. The record is from RefSeq and is a predicted model, not a curated record. The coding region runs from base 89 to 1123 and encodes 344 amino acids. NCBI's taxonomy places the organism in Eukaryota, Viridiplantae, Streptophyta, Magnoliopsida, Proteales, Proteaceae.